UUUUACGCGACUCUCUUUAAGCAGCACGCACGUCGAAUAUUUCCCAGUUGUUUUGAACGAGGCAAUUGUUUUGACCGGAGAGGAGGACAUGGCAGACCUUGGUGUGAAAGCAGGAGAUAAGGUGCUUUUGGUGUGGAGCCAGCCUUCGUCCCCAACAACCCUGAAGGAGCUGGCAGAGAGUCUAGGGGCCAUGGUUGGCACCGAUGGCCGAGUGUCCCUGGAGAAUAUGGAAAGACUUAUGAUGUCUUCACAUGCAGCAUCAAGCUACGACUGGGUCCUCUCAAGUGUACUCUCUGACAGCUUUUCUGUCCACACCUCAGAGACACUAGCAGAGAUGGCCAGAGUGAUCAAACCUGACGGAAAACUAGUGCUUGAAGAACCUGUUACAGGAACUGAUGACCAAAAAGUGAGGACUGCUGAGAAGCUUAUGUCAGCCUUGAAGUUGUCUGGCCUGGUGUCAGUGACUGAGGUCAGUAAAGAACCCCUGACCCCAGAGGCUGUGUCUGCCCUGAAGACAUACACAGGCUUCCAGGGAAACACUCUAUCCAGGGUGCGCAUGGCUGCUUCGAAACCCAACUUUGAAGUGGGCUCUUCAAGCCAGCUGAUUCUUUCCUUUGGGAAAAAGACCUCAAAACCAGUAGACAAACCUGUACUUGACCCCAAUGCUGCCAGGGCGUGGACCCUGUCAGCCAAUGACAUGGAUGAUGAUGAUGUGGACCUGGUAGAUUCAGAUGCGCUGUUGGAUGCAGAUGACUUUAAGAAGCCAGACGCAUCCUCCCUCAAAGCGCCCUCCUGUGGUGACGGAACCACCAAGAAAAAGAAGGCUUGCAAGAACUGCUCAUGUGGUCUUGCUGAGGAGUUGGAACAGGAGAGCAAGGGUGCCAAGACAAUCAGCCAGCCCAAGUCAGCCUGUGGAAGUUGUUACCUGGGCGAUGCCUUCCGAUGUGCCAGCUGUCCGUACAUUGGGAUGCCUGCCUUCAAACCUGGGGAGAAGAUUGUACUAGCCAACACAGGGCUAAAUGAUGCCUAGGAACAACCACAAUAUAUACUUUCUGGAAUAUCACAUUCCUUACAUCAUUCUAACCUCACACCCCCUGGAGUCAAUGACCAAUGCCAGGUUCUCACUGAGAUGGUCAGAAUGGCUCUUCUACAUCUCAUGUAUAAGAGCAAAAAGCAGGUAGUUUGAAGUAGCGAAACAAUCCAGAUUACAGGCUUAUUUGACCAUGUAAAAACUGUUCCUGGACAUACAAUGAAGAUUUCACAGGGCACUCACCAUAUUAACAUACAGGUGUCCAUAAAUGUGUUUGUAUUACUAUCUGUAUUGUUUUCUACAAUAAGUCAUUAAAUGGGAAAUCCUGAAAAUAGACUAAGUCA
This is a messenger RNA of Oncorhynchus masou masou (cherry salmon), 1374 nucleotides long. It is a transcript of the gene ciapin1, whose product is annotated as cytokine induced apoptosis inhibitor 1. The transcript is spliced from 9 exons. Bases 89 to 1030 code for a protein of 313 amino acids. Gene Ontology annotation, cellular component: cytoplasm. The record is from RefSeq and is a predicted model, not a curated record. Gene Ontology annotation, biological process: iron-sulfur cluster assembly. NCBI's taxonomy places the organism in Eukaryota, Metazoa, Chordata, Actinopteri, Salmoniformes, Salmonidae. Gene Ontology annotation, molecular function: iron-sulfur cluster binding.